Messenger RNA from Pelodiscus sinensis (Chinese soft-shelled turtle), 648 nucleotides. NCBI's taxonomy places the organism in Eukaryota, Metazoa, Chordata, Testudines, Trionychidae. The record is from RefSeq and is a predicted model, not a curated record.
UCUGCUCACCUAGAUCUGGAUGGUGUGCCAGCACCCAAGUUGGAGCCCUUCUGCCCUACAUUGGACCGGGUUGGACGGCUUCUGCCUCCACCUCCUUCGGGCGCCCCGCUGGCCCUUCCUGCCCCACCCCUGCCCUAUGCAGGUGGGCAGCAGCUGCCCCCGGCCGAGCCUCCCCGCCUGUCCUCCAGUGUGCGGCUGAGCCUGGAGAACCGGGAGCUGUGGAAGCGUUUCUCUGCCGUGGGCACUGAGAUGAUCAUCACUAAAUCAGGGCGGCGGAUGUUCCCCCAGCUGAAGGUGGCGAAGUACCUGCUGCUGGUGGACAUGGUUCCGGCCGGGGCUUCGCGCUACAAGUGGCAGGGGCAGCGCUGGGAGGCCAGUGGCAGGGCCGAGCUGCCAGGUGCCCACUGGAUGCGCCAGCCCGUGUCUUUCCACCGUCUCAAGCUGACCAACAACACGCUGGACCCCCACGGCCACCUCAUCCUGCACUCCAUGCAUCGCUACCAGCCCCGUGUACACGUGGUGGGAGCGGGGGGGCCGGGAGGGCGUGGGGGAGGCUGUGCCUCCUUCACCUUCCCUGAGACAGCCUUCCUCACCGUCACAGCCUACCAGAGCCCCAAGGUGAGCCAGCCCCCAGCCCCCAGCCGCUGC